AUGUCUGCUCAUGGUAAAACCCUGAAAACCACUGAGGAAGUGGCUCUUCAGAUCCUCUUGCUUUGCCAGUUUGUGGUUGGGACUAUGGCCAAUGUAUUUUUGUUUGUCCACAAUUUCUCUCCAGUCUUGACUGGUUCUCAACAGAGGCCAACACAGGUGAUUUUAAGCCAUAUGGCUGUGGCCAAUGCCUUGAUUCUCUUCCUCACUAUAUUUCCAAACAACAUGAUGGCUUUUGCUCCAAGAAAUCCUCAAACAGACCUCAAAUGUAAAUUAGAAAUCUUCACUCGCCUGGUGGCAAAAAGCACAAACUUGUGUUCCACCUGUGUCCUGAGUGUCCAUCAGUUUGUCACUCUUGUUCCUGUUAAUAGAGGUAAACUUAUUCUCAGAGCAAGUGUCCCUAAUUUAGCGAGUUAUUCUUGUUACAGCUGUUGGUUCUUCAGUGUCUUAAAUAACAUCUACAUUCCAAUUAAGGUCACUGGUCCACAAAUAACAGAAAAUAACACUGACUCUAAGAGCAAAUUGCUUUGUUCCACUUCCAGAUUCAGUGUAGGCAUUUUCUUUUUGCAGAUAUUCCAUGAUGCCACAUUCAUGAGCAUCAUGGUCUGGACCAGUGUCUCCAUGGUGCUUCUCCUCCACAGACAUCGCCAGCGAAUGCAGCACAUACUCACUUCCAAUCAGGACUCCAGAGGCCGAGCUGAGACCAGAGCAACCCACACUAUCCUGAUGCUGGUGGUCACAUUUGUUAGCUUUUAUCUUCUAAAUUUUAUUUGUAUCAUUUUUGACACAUUUUUUACAUAUUCUCGUGUAUUCAUGAGGAAUAUCAGUGAAGUUUUGGUCAUAAGCUUCCCCACAAUUUCUCCCUUAUUGCUGAUCUUCAGAGACCCUAAGGAUCCUUGUUCUGUGCUCUUCAACUGGUGA
Messenger RNA from Apodemus sylvaticus (European woodmouse), 918 nucleotides. Its product is annotated as vomeronasal type-1 receptor 2-like. Gene Ontology annotation, molecular function: pheromone receptor activity. Bases 1 to 918 code for a protein of 305 amino acids. The record is from RefSeq and is a predicted model, not a curated record. Gene Ontology annotation, biological process: G protein-coupled receptor signaling pathway. Gene Ontology annotation, cellular component: membrane. The transcript has a single exon. Lineage: Eukaryota; Metazoa; Chordata; Mammalia; Rodentia; Muridae.